AUGGAACUGGCCACUUCUAGCAUUGUGGUGGACAUUGGAUCAUCGAGCACCCGCGUGGGUUAUGCCGGUGAGGGUAGCCCCUCGCAGCUCCUGAAUUCGUGUAUCGGUGUUCGCGAGAUAUACAGCUCGGCUGGAAGUAAUUAUGAAGCAGAGAGUAGCCAAACCGCUGCAGCUCGCGAGCUUCUCUUCCCUUUAAACUUCUCUGAGCGUCGAGAUGGUGUGGAAGUGGUGCCCGCACUUUACCCGACGUGGCGUGGCUCAAGUGGGAAGCGGGACGGCGACACGAGUCCGACAUACACACUACACGAAGAGGCAUUUGAGACUAUUGUGGCCCUUAGCUGCACGGGCAAACCCCCUUGCUCUGCGGGACGUUGUGCAAAAGGAGGGAGGGGCUCUUUGGGCACCUUGAGCACCGGUGAUACCAUGCCCUCUCCUGACAGCGUACUGCGUUUGACGGAGUUAUGUGGCAUGGGGGCAGACUUGCGGGAGCAGCCUGUACUUCUCACUGAGCCAAAUAUUCACUGCCGCGAGAUAAGGGAGAAGAUGGCAGAGAUACUUUUCGAGGGGCUACAAGUGGGGUGUCUGUACACCGCAAAGCGGGCACUACUCUCCUGUGUUGCGGCAGGGAGGAGCAGCGCCUUAGUAAUUGACAUGGGAGCCUCUGGUCUCUCGCUUGCUCCCGUCGCAGACUCCUUUGUCUUAGAUCAGCAUGUGUCAGAGUGGCCAGUGGGUGGCGACGCAAUGAGUCAAUUACUUGGAGCGAUUCUCAUGGGCCACAACCUGCCUGUAUUCCCCAGCUUCGCCCGCUUCUCCGCGCAGAACCGGGUGUCUAAACGGGCGCUAGACAAACCAGGGGACUGGGAUAAUGUCCAUCCUUCGUAUAUGCACUGGAGCCGCAUGCAGACCUUGUCUUACCUCAAGGAGGGGCUCUGCCGUGUAGCAGACGACCCACGGGAUGUGGCGUCAGCACGAAAGCCCAUUGCCCUUCCCAAUCAGCAGCAACAGCCCAAAAGGCGGGGGACGGCCGCUGCCUUCACUCCAGAGGGAUUCAUUCAAUCCCAGCUCCUAUUUCCAUGCUCAUCCGCGGCUUCUGCGGCAGCAUUACUUUCGGGCAGCAGUGGAAAUGAAGGAGGGGUGAUGGAACUGCCCGAUGGCACCCGGCUUGAGGCAGAGCAAGUUGCCAUGAAGGCCGGUAGCGGCGGUGGCUUCCCGGGAAUUCCGGAGGCAGUGCGACAGGUGGCUGAGGCGGUCGAGGCCGAGGGUAACAGGGACAUCCUAAGCAUCCUGAUCCUCACAGGCGGGUGCUCCUCCAUACCUGGAAUGGUUGAGCGGUUAAAUCGCGAGUUGGUGGAGGAUCCGGCAGUUUGCGGGGGCCAGAAGGUGCGUCUGCUUGCGGCCCCCGGGUCUUUAGAGCGCCGACAGUCAGCGUGGAUAGGCGGUUCCAUCUUGUCGAGUCUCAGUUCCUUUCAGGCUGCAUGGUGUAGCCGCGAAGAAUAUGAGGAACAUGGUCCCUCCGUUGUACAGAGAAAGUGCUACUAA
This is a messenger RNA of Cyclospora cayetanensis, 1539 nucleotides long. RefSeq names its product actin-related protein 4. Gene Ontology annotation, molecular function: chromatin binding. The record is from RefSeq and is a predicted model, not a curated record. NCBI's taxonomy places the organism in Eukaryota, Apicomplexa, Conoidasida, Eucoccidiorida, Eimeriidae. Gene Ontology annotation, biological process: regulation of transcription by RNA polymerase II. Gene Ontology annotation, cellular component: SWI/SNF complex; NuA4 histone acetyltransferase complex. Bases 1 to 1539 code for a protein of 512 amino acids. The transcript has 4 exons.